AUGGGGCCAAUUAAGAAUAAAAUUGUUCGUCAGCAAUUGUACUUGAAAGAAUUACAAAGAAGAAAGAAAGAAAAAUUGGAAAAACGAAAGGAUAGAGCCAAAGAAGAAGAAAAGGAACCAGAAAAGAAAGCGGCUCGCCUUGCUGAAAAUGUACCUGAAACCAUUGAAUCCAAACGAGUUUACGAUGAGACGGUUUUGCAAGAUGAGCCAGAUGAAGAGGUGCAGGCUGAAAUCCAAGACGAUGAGUUUGCUGCCUAUUUUAACGAGGAGAGAAGAUUCCCCAAACUAUUGGUAACUACCAGCAAACGCGCUUCACGGAAGUGUUAUGACUUUGCUUCAGAAUUACUGGACUGCUUUCCGAAUGCGGAAUUCCGUAAACGAACCGGGAAUAUUGAAAUCCAUGAAAUUGCUGAAGCGGCUACCAAACGCGGUUAUACUGACUUGAUUGUCUUGAAUGAAGAUCGCAAACAGACCAACGCUCUCACUUUAAUUCAUUUACCAAGUGGACCUUCUUUUUACUUUACUCUUUCCAGUAUUCAGUCUGCACAAGAAAUAUCCAACCAUGGUCGCUCAAGUGGUCAUAUUCCAGAACUGAUCAUUAACAACUUUAGCACUCGGUUGGGUUUAACAGUUGCUCGCGCUUUCCAAUCUUUGUUUAUCCAGCAACCUCAAAUCCAGGGUCGACAAGUUGUAACUAUUCAUUGCCAACGUGAUUUUCUUUUCUUCCGUCGUCACCGUUACGACUUUCGAGAAAGGUCGAAUCGACCAGAUGGCAUCGGUACAGGUUUGCAGGAAUUAGGACCACGUUUCACCAUGCGCUUAAGAAUGGUUCAAAGAGGAAUUUGGGAUAAUAAGAAAGGCGAAGUCUUCUUUGAAAGCAACGCUGGCGAGGAAUCUGAUAGACGCAAAUUCUGGCUUUAA
Molecule: messenger RNA, 921 nt
Organism: Schizosaccharomyces osmophilus
Lineage: Eukaryota; Fungi; Ascomycota; Schizosaccharomycetes; Schizosaccharomycetales; Schizosaccharomycetaceae
Product: Brix domain protein Rpf1
Exons: 1
Coding region: 1-921 (306 amino acids)
Biological process (GO): maturation of LSU-rRNA; maturation of 5.8S rRNA
Cellular component (GO): preribosome, large subunit precursor; nucleolus
Molecular function (GO): rRNA primary transcript binding
Source: RefSeq, a predicted model, not a curated record